AAAAAUAUGAUGUGUUUGAAUUAAGUGUUGAAUACGAGUACCCAGGAUUUUCACUGAUCUGAAAACGGUUCCUUUCCAGCGGUGCAGAAACCCAGCCAUCACAGCUGCUGUCCCGAACGCGCCGCCAGCUCUCUGACGUGCUUUACUUGGUUCACUUGGUUUUGUUAAUUUUUUUACAAAGAAUCUUUAUGCAUACACACACUAUACAAUCUGACAAAAAAUAUUUUUCUAAAACCGUACGCCAGUCAUUGCAAACAGUGGUGUCUGAACUGUGUUUUCUGAAAUACAGGUGAAUUGGUUAGUGGAAUUCUUAUGCGCAUUACAGGUAGGGUGUAGCCCACUGUACGACUGUGUUCCUUGUUUUACAAUGGAGGGGGUUCUGCUGAAGUGGACCAAUUACUUUUCAGGGUGGCAGCCUCGUUAUUUUGUGCUGAAGGGGCUCUUCCUGACCUACUACCUGUCUAAAGAGGACGUUGGUAAGGCCAUCGAGGGGAGCAUGAAGAUGGUGCUGUGUGAAAUCAAAGUGCAUCCUACAGAUGUCCAACGCUUUGACCUGCACUACCCAGGAGAGCAGAGUGUGUGUCUGAAGGUGCAGAGUUCGGGGGACAGGCAGCGGUGGCUGGUGGCGUUGGGUUCAGCCAAAGCCUGCCUCAUAGACAAGCGCCCCGAGGCAGAGAUGGAACUGACGCAAAGCAACAACGGUCUGAGGGUGAAGAGGUCUGAGCUGCAGCUCUGCUGCCACCUGCUGGUGGAGCAGGUGCAUGCGCUUCAGGGCUGUGUCCAGCCCUUGGAGAACCAAGCCCAGUCCCUGUUAGCUGUGUCCUCCGCCCUCAGAAGGACUUGCUCAAGGUUCCUGGGAACUCCUGAGGAGUGUGGGAACAUGUGCAGCUGUGAUACUGUCCCUCAACCGUGCGCACUGGCACCCCCCGUCUCCCACUGCGCAGUGGGCUGCCCCAGGCAGCAGCUCAUGUUCCCAUUGACUUUCACUGCCAGACAGACAGAUGGCGCUGUUGCAGAAAGGCCGGUGCUGUUGGGUUUGGGGGCUCAGAGUGGUCAGACAGUGAAGAGGAAUAUUGAACAAAUGGCUACAGUCCACAUACAGAGACGUCAUAUCGGCUGUACUGGCUGUAUUGGCCACCAGGGGGCGCCUCUCACACCUUCAAACAACGGGGUGUCAGACAGCAGGAAUGACACGUACAGGAGAGGGGGGGUGUUUCCGGAAGUGACGGACCGUGGAUUUCCACCAAUCACUGCCCGAGCCAACCUGCAGGGAGGGGGGGAAGGAUGUGGGGUGCACUGCAGAGGACACGUCGAGUGACUGCACCCCAAAUUACCCUUGGUGUGCUGCAUGGAUGAUACAGCACAAAGCACCACUCUCACUGGGGAGAGAGUCGUGAGGGGUUGGGUUGGGUUGGGGUUUGGGGGGUUGGGGGGGGGUUUGGGAUUGAGAAUAAAUAACUGAGACUUUUACCAAGAAACUGCUAAUGCCCUGGAUGUUUACACAAAGCAGUCUGAAAGCACUCUACGUUACACGGAGGCAUUUUGCAGACACUUUAAUCCAGGGCGACUUUUACAGGAGUGGAUGUAAUUAAGCCACUUGCUUAAGUGCAAACGAUUUUUACCCACAUUAGACGCAGCGAAAUGACUGAUCCGUUAUCCGGCUGAGCCUUCAGACGAAACUCAGUGUAAUCCUGCCAGUGCACACACACAGCACAGAGACUGACCCAACCCCAGAGGGCCUGGAGCGGGAUUUUGGGUAAUGUGUCUCUUUAAUGGUCCUUCGAUUCUCAGACUUCACAGGGACACGUACAGAACAUCUCACAUAUUAGUUCACUCACAGGUAACAGCAUGUAAAUGAGGAAAAAAAUAAACCAUCAAACCAACAAUCAAACAAGAUCAUCAGUCUUCUCAUUGUGAACACCGUUCAGCACUUCAUUUGUAAAACUUUUUUCCCCCCAUAUUGAACAUUUAUUCCUUUACACGUACAGUAUAUGUAAUUUUGCAAUUAUGGAAUCAAGACUCGACCCCUGAGAGAUCAGGAUGAUGUCAUCCAUCACCCCUGCUCCUAAAGGUUUACACACAUAGAUGAGGCUGAAGUAGAAAAUGCAAGAAGAGCUCAUUUGAAUUUUAAAUAAGCUAUUUAAAAUUAAAAAAAA
Messenger RNA from Anguilla rostrata (American eel), 2156 nucleotides. RefSeq names its product pleckstrin homology domain-containing family A member 3-like. Lineage: Eukaryota; Metazoa; Chordata; Actinopteri; Anguilliformes; Anguillidae. Gene Ontology annotation, biological process: endosome organization; retrograde transport, endosome to Golgi; receptor recycling. Gene Ontology annotation, cellular component: recycling endosome; early endosome; trans-Golgi network. The record is from RefSeq and is a predicted model, not a curated record. The transcript has 8 exons. Bases 368 to 1318 code for a protein of 316 amino acids.